Messenger RNA from Orussus abietinus, 2204 nucleotides. RefSeq names its product protein slowmo (gene slmo). Gene Ontology annotation, cellular component: mitochondrial intermembrane space. The coding region runs from base 354 to 1049 and encodes 231 amino acids. Gene Ontology annotation, biological process: phospholipid transport. Lineage: Eukaryota; Metazoa; Arthropoda; Insecta; Hymenoptera; Orussidae. The record is from RefSeq and is a predicted model, not a curated record. Gene Ontology annotation, molecular function: phosphatidic acid transfer activity. The transcript has 5 exons.
UCCUGCCCGUGAGCAAUCUCCCAACUCAUCUCUGCUCAUCUCUGGUUUUUGAUGUCUUGUGCGUCGUUUUAGGACCGGGACGAAGAAUACUGCGCCAUCUUGCGUUAGAUGAGAAUUCAACUUCGAGUUCUCUUUCAUGUGGGGCCGUCAUUUGGCCGCCAUCUUGGAUGACCCUGAACGCUCAGCGAGGAGGCAGACUGGGCUGAUGCGGUGUCCUCCCGCAAUUUUCAUCCAUCCAACAUCAUCUUUACAUCCCGUCGGUGCACCGCAGUAAGCCGAGUUCACUCCCUGGUCCAUUUCCUAGUAAAUUCCUGCGUCCUUUGUGAAAUCAACGUCUCGUCUCGUAAUUAACCAUGAAGAUUUGGACCUCAGAUCACAUCUUCAACCAUCCAUGGGAAACUGUAACUCAGGCUGCUUGGAGGAAGUAUCCUAACCCCAUAAAUACUGCAGUCAUCGGAAUGGACGUCAUCGAUAGGAAAGUCGUCGAUGGCGUGUUACACACUCACAGACUCGUUGCCACCCAGUGGGGCAUUCCUAAAUGGGUGCAAGCACUGAUCGGAUAUGAAAGCGUCUGCUACGCCAGCGAGAGGAGCGAGGUCGACCCUGAGAAGCGAGAGAUGACCCUGAAGACAAGAAACUUGACCUUCUGCAAUUACAUCGCCGUAGACGAGACCCUGAGGUACCAACCUCAUCCCCAAGACACGGGGAAGACGUUGCUCAUACAGGAAGCCGUUGUCACGGUCCAGGGUGUCCCGCUGACGAACUACAUGGAGGACAUGUUGACCUCGAAGAUCUCCUUCAAUGCCAGAAAAGGGAGGCAGGCCAUGGAAUGGGUGAUUAGCAAGCUCGAGUUGGAAGUGAAGGACCUCGCGAGCAGUGCCGUCAAGUCGACGGACGAGUUGCUGACGCAAACCCGACGUCAGAUCGACGACCUGACCUCGAAGACGCGGCGGAGCAUGGACGACCUUCAGAACGCCGCGAACAAGUCCUUCGACGACUUUCGUCACCGCACGACGCCCCCCACGUCCCAGUCCAUUCCCAAGUUAUAGCUAAGGUUUCACUCUAGCUUCAAUCUUUUCAAUUAAUGGCGACGUACCUCUGCCGGAUGGUCGGUAUUUUUGGGAGAAGAGGGGCCGCGGUGAUGAGGAAAUCUUGAUACUUCACCUACCGGAAGCGUAUUAAUAGUAGAGAUGUGCAAAUGCAAGGUCAACGAGAUGACUACCGGGUUUUGGUCUUGAUCUUGCCAUUGUGGUGGCUUAUCACGUCCUGCAAGAUAGGAUACAAUUUAACGAUUAUCUCUAUUUAAUAAUUAUCCAAUUAAUUCGCAAGCGGCAGGUGAAGCGUCAACGAACGUCCGAGCGACAUUCCAUCGCACCCUGAAGAGGGUCCCAAUGUCAAGGGACUGCUUCGUGGUACCGAUCGCCCAGCAGAGGGUUCUUCGUAGUUGUCGACCGGUCGUGACCUAGGCCAACGGUGCCUACGUUGACCCAGGUCGCGGGCGGCCGCAGGACGGAGGUGGAAGAGGAGGUAAAAAAGUAAAAAUCGCAAAACCAUUUCCAAAGAAGGUCCUUCGGGUCCUCGCGACCCCCAGGGCGGAGCGAAACGAGAUCGGUAAUUGAAGGGUAAGAAAGUGGCGCUUUUACAAAGCGCCGGGACCCAUGUCAAAGACACGCAAGUUUAAGGACGACAUAUUGUCGCAUAGUUAACCCUCCCCUCGCGUAUAAUUCCUGUACUCGUCCCUUCCUACCCUGAAGUCAUGAGAACGACCAGGUACUGCCCGAAAGGACGACUUAUAAAUCCAAGUUCUCUUUUGCGAGACCAAUAAUGUUAAUCGCACGAUCCUUCCAUUUUGAGACAAUCGGCUAGGCCGAUUUUUCAAAAAAAAAAUGAAAAAAAUGAAAAAAAAAUGAAAAAAGGAAACUUAAGGGUUUGCUAUCGUUCCUUCGGCUCGGCACUAAGGUAUUAUAUUUAUUUCUCGAUCCGUUAGAUACCAUAAGCCAGCUCUUCGGGAACAAGAAUUGCGCAGGUCCUCCGAUUUCCAGGUGAAAUCAAAAGGGCUGGAUAUAUUGUUAAGAGCGCAAGCGAAGAUCCACGAACACUCGUCUAGUGGCGUAUACGCUUUUUCUCACGUUUUCUCUCUCAUCCUGUAACCUGUAAAUAAUUACCUAGCGAACAUAAAUCGAUGUAACUCGUGUCCAGGCAAA